Colletotrichum tamarilloi is the source of this 672-nucleotide messenger RNA. RefSeq names its product short-chain dehydrogenase. NCBI's taxonomy places the organism in Eukaryota, Fungi, Ascomycota, Sordariomycetes, Glomerellales, Glomerellaceae. Gene Ontology annotation, cellular component: membrane. Bases 1 to 672 code for a protein of 223 amino acids. The transcript is spliced from 2 exons. The record is from RefSeq and is a predicted model, not a curated record.
AUGGCUCCCUCAGAAGACAACCUAGGAUUCAAAUGUGCGGUCAUCACCGGUGGUGGUGGUGGCAUCGGCAAGGUGAUGGCCGAGCACUUCAUUUCCAAGGGCAAAAAGGUCAUCAUCGCCGGACGCACAGAAUCGAAACUUCAAAAAACAGCAAAAGAGAUCGGGGCUGUCGGCUAUUACGUGCUGGACACGGGCAAGGUCGAACAGAUACCCGACUUUGUCAAACGUGUCACCAAGGAACACCCUGAUCUAGACUGCCUCGUCAACAACGCUGGGACCAAGGAAUCCGCCCUCAUCAUCAACGUGUCGAGUGUACUUGGCUUCAUACCAUUCUCCAUCAUCAACCCCGUCUAUAACGGCACCAAAGCUUGGCUGCACUUUUGGAGCAUGAACCUUCGCACACAGCUCAAAAACAGUGGUUCCAAAGUCAGAGUUGUAGAAAUUGCGCCACCGACAGUAGCAACUGACCUGCACCGAGAGCGAUCGGAUCCAGACGACAACAAGAAGGAGAAUAAUCCGGAUGCUCUCAGCGUGGAUGAGUUUAUGGAGGAAGUCGCUAGUAAAUUGGAGGACGGUGUCGAGACCAUCGGGCCGGGCAUGGCUGGAGAGGUUAUCGGCAGAUGGUAUGGUGCGUUCGGUGAUCAAUACGCAAAGGCGGCAGGGAGCAAAUAG